CGCCGGGCCGUGGCCCCGUGGGCGGGCGGCUGGGCGGCGGGAGCGGGGUCCGCGGCGCAGGAUGGAGAGUCCGGCGGUGACCUUCACCUUGGCUUACGUGGUGUUCGCCGUCUGCUUCGUCUUCCCGCCCGACGAGGUGCGCUCGGCCGGGCUGACGGUGCAGAGCUUGCUGGCCGCCUGGCUGGGCAGCGAGGACGCGGCCUUCGUGCAGUACCACCUGCGGCGCAGCACCGGCACGCUGCUGGCGCACUCCCUGCUGCCCCUCGGUUAUUACCUUGGUAUGUGCUUCGCUGCACCUGAGAAACACCUUUGUUUUUUCUACCUGGCCUCAAAAGAAUGGAAAACUUUCUUCUUCUUUGCUGUUCUCCUUCCAGCAGUCAGCAGCACCCUGGCAUAUUACUGGUCACGGAAGGGUUGGAAUAACCACCCGUUGGCCCGGACGCUCGCUGUUUAUGCUCUGCCACAGUCAGGUUGGAGGGCAGUGGCUUCUUCCAUCAAUACAGAAUUUAGGAGAAUUGACAAAUUUGCCACCGGAGCCCCAGGAGCGAGGGUGAUUGUUACAGACACGUGGGUGAUCAAGGUAACCACCUACUGCCUACACGUCGCUCAGCAGCAGGACAUUCAUUUGACUGUGACAGACUCCAGACAGCACGAACUCACACCGGACUCAAACAUGCCCGUGCAGUUCCUCACCAUCCGUGUUGCCAGUGUUAAUCCCUAUGUGAAGGCAUUUGAUAUCCGGCUGAACUCCACAGAGUAUGGGGAGCUCCGAGAGAAGCUACGUGCUCCCAUCAGCAAUGCAGCUAAUGUUGUGAUCCAUCAAAGCCUUAGUGAUUUAUUUCUAGAAACUUUUACGUCUCUGGUGGAAAUGAACCAGACGUAUUCCGUUCCAAGCACUCAGGAGCUGGAACCAUGCAUAGGAUGCAUGCAGACUAUUGCAAACAUCAAGCUCAUUAAGAACUGUCAAGAGCCAAAUGAAGGGGAAUGUCAGCAGUGCUACUGUCGUCCAAUGUGGUGCCUCACCUGCAUGGGCAAAUGGUUUGCCAGCCGACAGGACCAGCAGCACCCAGAGACAUGGCUGUCAAGCCACGUGCCUUGUCCAACUUGCAGAGCCAAAUUUUGCAUUUUAGAUGUUUGCAUAAUACGAUGAAUAACACUUGGGUGUGUUCUAACUUUUUAAAUUUGGACGUAUUUCAUAGUGGUUUUGGUCAAAAGGCCCAUUAGCAUUGUUUCUUAGACUUUGCAUUGCACAUGAGUGCAAGCUCCAGAGCUUUAUUUUAUAGCAUUGAAAAUGGAUGUACAUCUCAGUUCUUCUCAAUUUUUAUGUUUUGUCUUUGAUUUUUAUUCAUCAGAUGUCUGUUUCUGAAAAAUGUUGCUUGAAACUUUUAGUAAAAUUUUUCCUUCUAUGUCUUGGAUGGUAUAAAAUCAUCCUAUCCAUGUUGGCAAUAUUGUUCUCUUUUUAACAUAGGUAUUUCUGACUCUUUCAUAAAGGGCUAACUGAGAAAAUUACUUUGGUUAGACUUCACUGAUACUUUUGUUUAUUCUUUAAUCCAUCUGCAAAGUUCUUAUUCAUCUUUGCAAGUGUACACCAAACAAGAAUACCAGUUGUUCUCCUUCUGCUGGUCCCCUCCAUUUGUAAAGGAGAUUGGUUUCUGUAGACAAAGGAAUUGAAUUCCUGAAGAUGUAUAAUUUCCACAGGGACCUUUUAUUCCAUUAAUCUGCCUUCAGUUUAUUUUUUGACGGACAUAUUUAUUUCAAAUAGAAGGACUUAGAACUAUUCCCUGCUUACUUGCACUGCUAUUGUUGUGCAGUAUUAAAUCUAUAGAGCUACAUUGCUUAGGGUUUUAGUGUUUUCUAGGUGAUGAAUUUUUUCCUAUAUUUCAAAUAUCUGAGUUAUCUAAAUUACCUGAAAGAAUGCUCAACUACUUCAAAGCCUUUUUUUUUUCUUUUUUUUUCUCCAGAAGGAUUGCCUUUUCUCUGAAAUAGAUAUCAGGAUCACAGAGACAGCAAUUGCCCUGAGAAUGGCUAAUCAUCAUUUUCUUAAUGAAAUUUUUUCAGGCUUGCACUUCAAAGCCUGACCGUAAGCAAAAGACAUUGUUUUAGCAUUUGUAGGGUACGGGUGCAUACUUCCAGAUGCAGUGUGCAUCCAAAUAAUUUUUAAAUUCAAAUCAAAGCAUUUUCUAUAAAUUUAAGGAGCCAUUCUCCUGGACCUAAAUGCAGUGCUUACCAUUUCA
This is a messenger RNA of Phasianus colchicus (ring-necked pheasant), 2234 nucleotides long. RefSeq names its product transmembrane protein 129, E3 ubiquitin ligase (gene TMEM129). Gene Ontology annotation, biological process: protein ubiquitination. Gene Ontology annotation, molecular function: ubiquitin protein ligase activity. The record is from RefSeq and is a predicted model, not a curated record. NCBI's taxonomy places the organism in Eukaryota, Metazoa, Chordata, Aves, Galliformes, Phasianidae. Gene Ontology annotation, cellular component: endoplasmic reticulum; membrane.